Messenger RNA from Bacidia gigantensis, 225 nucleotides. RefSeq lists its product as uncharacterized. Bases 1 to 225 code for a protein of 74 amino acids. The record is from RefSeq and is a predicted model, not a curated record. Lineage: Eukaryota; Fungi; Ascomycota; Lecanoromycetes; Lecanorales; Ramalinaceae. The transcript has 2 exons.
AUGAUUAUGAUCAUGAUCAUUGCUUACACCUUCAAUAUUCAACACACAUUGCUCAACCCUGACGACAGUUUUGGACGCAGGAGUAUCAGAAUUACCCCUUUUGAAAUGUCAUCUGUGCUCGAUGAAGCUAGUCCCGGCGCCGCUCGGCUUACGCCUGCCAGAUCCAGUAUCCUUCCGGAUUACCUCAUGGGAAUCUGCAAGUCUCCUUCUAGUUGUCAGCCCUAG